AUGGACCAGACAGGGCCCCAUCUAGGCUCGGGGCUGAUAGCUAUCUUACUGAUCACAAGAUCCCGGCCUGGACCAAGAUUGGUCUUCCAAUGUCCUCCUCUUGUGAAGUCCAAAGGUGCGCGGCCGCAGCCAGUCGCUCCGGAUUCGGACGAGGAGAGCGACGAGGACGAUGUCAUCGAUGAAGACCGGGCCUCUGCCAUGACCUCUGCCGCGAAAGUAGCCGCCACUGCCGCCAUAGACGGCGAGAAGUCGCAAAGCACCCCGAGUGCCUUGCUUGGCCACUCCGUGGAGACACUGGAGAAGCUGCUCUCACCAGGUCGAUGGUCUGAUGGUAAGAAAUUUGAGAUUAGUGUUGACGGAGUAACUUUCGUGGGCCACCCGGUCUACGCCUUCGAGGACGGACGAUGGAACAAGGAUGAACAUGAUGCAGGAAAGACGCCACGGCCAGGCGAUGAAACGGAGGGCUCAAAGUUCUUCAAAGCGACGGCUCGAGGCAAGGGGAGAUCCUUUCAUGACUAUUCUCCCAUCCCUGGGAGUCUGGACUCAUAUAUGGGCCCAAGCCUGGGCACUUCCAUGGAUAGCACGUCUACAACAUCCGGGGUCGUUGCAGAUCAGAUCAACAUGUUCCACGUGGUAUUUGUUCUGAAGUCGAGCGCCCAUCUUGCGAAGGAUGAGACCUUUGCCAUGUACAAUGAUCACGCGAGAAGGCUCAGUCGAGCGCUGCACUACUGCCAGAAGGAGUACAAUUAUGUCACUGAGCAAACUCGGCGACUAACCGCGCUCAAGCUGAAAGUCAAGUCAGCUGCUGCGACGGACUCCGAUUCCUGGGCGCGCAUGAUCGAGACCAGCGAGUUGGCCUGGGCAUUGCAAGAAAUCUAUUUUCAGACCCGGAAGGGCGAGAUCGCAAGCUUUCGGCUUCACGGGAUGGAAAUCUCUCUUCAGCUAAAGAAUCGAUUCCUUUCGGAUCGGACCAAUGACCAUGCGGACAGCAAAGAGCUCUCUCCAUUCUCAGCACUGCUCCUGUUGGUGCCGAAACAGGAGCUGUUGGCCGAGCUUUUGCAUACGGAUUCAUUGCUUCUGGCGUCCUUCAUCCGCGAAUUGAAGCCGACCAAGAACCUCUUGAAGCAUGCUGCCAUGCUCGGCGCUCCCAUCAAGGACGUCCUCUACUUGGCGCACCAUCUCAUCAAGUGGCGGAAAGCCCGUCUGUUGCGGAUGCCUCUCCAUCAGCGAAACAUCUAUGCCAUCAGCUCGACGGCGCCGCUGUCGGACCUCGACGUGCACAUGGCCGAGUACGAACUCCGGUUCCCGGGUCAUCUGCCAAGUCUACCGAGCAUGCUACGGGUUCUCAGCGGGAAAGCGAUCCAUUUCGGCCAACUGCCCCCCAGCCGUGACCACCGAAUCGUCUACAUGGACAUCCUGGCGUUCCUGGUGAAGCAUGGGUUCGUCAAGCAAGUCCUCACGCACGGAUGGCUCCGGGUCCCGCUGAACUACGAACCCCCCUCCUCCGGCGACGAGCACGAGAAGCACGACCGAACACGGCCGUUCCCCAUCGCGAGCCUCCUAUCGCCGCACCUGCGGGCCGCGCCCGAGGACGACGAGACCGUCAGCGUCAGCUCCGAACGCACCGCCCUCCCCCCGACGACGCCGGCAUCGCGCCCCGCCACCGCCACCACGGCCCACAAAUCCAACCAGCGACUCAGCACCGCCACGCAGUUCACCAUCCCGACCAUCUCCGGCCCCGGCGAGGAACGCGACGCCCACGCGGCCACGGCCACGGCCACGGCCUCCACGAUCAUCCUCUCGCCGUCCGACCCCUCCAGCGGCGAGACCCGAUUGAUCUCGAAGGUGAAACGGGGGCUGGCGGCCGGCGGCGGCGGCGGCGGCGAUGCGGAGAAGAGGGGGGAGCUCCUGGAGCUGAUGCUGCCGCACCUCGACGGCGACCAUUGCCUGGAGGAGAUCGCGGCGGCGAUCGGCCGGAAGCGCGCCCGGGUGGAGGAGUGUCUGGCGGAGCUGGAGGGCCAGGGCUUGCUCGCCAGGGUGCGGAUCAUGGAAGGGGAGUGA
Dissoconium aciculare CBS 342.82 is the source of this 2061-nucleotide messenger RNA. RefSeq lists its product as uncharacterized. The record is from RefSeq and is a predicted model, not a curated record. Gene Ontology annotation, biological process: positive regulation of autophagy; TORC1 signaling; negative regulation of TORC1 signaling. The transcript has a single exon. NCBI's taxonomy places the organism in Eukaryota, Fungi, Ascomycota, Dothideomycetes, Mycosphaerellales, Dissoconiaceae. Bases 1 to 2061 code for a protein of 686 amino acids. Gene Ontology annotation, cellular component: GATOR1 complex.